This is a messenger RNA of Ipomoea triloba (trilobed morning glory), 1301 nucleotides long. RefSeq lists its product as uncharacterized. The transcript has 3 exons. NCBI's taxonomy places the organism in Eukaryota, Viridiplantae, Streptophyta, Magnoliopsida, Solanales, Convolvulaceae. The record is from RefSeq and is a predicted model, not a curated record. Gene Ontology annotation, molecular function: protein binding. The coding region runs from base 182 to 1135 and encodes 317 amino acids.
CAACCUUUCAUUCUCCCUAUAAAAACCUCAUUCUGUGCUAGCACAGACUAUCUCUCUCUCUCUCUCAAUCUUUUCCCUUGAAAUCAGACCAAAACAUUCAACCUGUUUCUCCUACAGAAAAUAAAGAAAACAUCGUAUCACAAAAUAUAUUUUAAGGUUACUAAAAAAAGGAAGAAAAAAAAUGCUUCUUAGAAGCUCUUCAAGCCCAAUACAACUGAAGUGCCAUUCGCCAUGGCUGUCAACCCAGAACUCAUCUCCAGAGCUGGAUUUCUCUGUUCACACGCUUAAGCUUUCAAGAUCCUCAUCGGCAUCGUCGUCUUCGUCGUCUUCGUCGUCAUGGGGUCAGCAGAAAAUGGGCAGAGCUUUCUCAGAAACAGAUCUCAUCAGCAUGAUGAGAUCGCCGGCGCCGUCAAAAAAGUGCAUGUGCAUGUGCAUGCAUGGCUUGAUUUCUGCAAUUCCAGUUGACGAGGAAGAAGAAGUGGACAGGGUGAUGAGGGAGAAGAAUCGGGUUUUGGUGCUUUGGAAAUCUGGGCUGAGAGCAGAGGAGGUGCAGGAGUGCGAGGCUAGUGAUGAAGAGGAGGCGGCGGCGGAGACGAUGGUCGGAGGCGAUGGGGGCGGCGAUGGAAGGAGGAUAUGCGGCGGCGGGAGCGGAGGAGGAGGUGACGGAGAUGGAGAUGGGAAUAAUGGGUCUGAGCAUUGGGAUCCGAAUCAAGGAAGUGAGAGCACUGAUCUCUAUUACCAGAAGAUGAUCGAAGCCAAUCCUGGGAAUUCUUUGCUCCUUGGCAAUUAUGCAAGAUUCUUGAAAGAGGUUAAAGGCGACUUUGUGAAGGCCGAAGAAUAUUGUGGUAGAUCAAUCUUGGCAAAUCCAAGCGAUGGCGAUAUACUUGCACUAUAUGCUGACUUGUUAUGGCAAUCACACAAAGACCCCGUUCGAGCAGAGACUUAUUUUGAUCAAGCUAUCAAAGCUGCUCCUGAUGAUUGCAAUGUUUUGGCAUCAUAUGCACGCUUUUUGUGGGAUGCGGAAGAUGAUGAAGAUGAAGAAGAGGAAUGCAAGAAUGUAAAUGAAGAGAGACAAGACAUGAACAAUAUUAGUAGAUCAAAACCUAGUUUUGUUGGAGGGAAAGCAUCAGCUUAAUAUAUAUCGUUGAAGCAUCUAGAACUCUAGGAGUAUAGUAAAAAUAAUGUGUAUAUAUAAAAUAUAUAUUUUUGAUAGUGAAAAAUAGACUAAGGUAGAUGCGGUCUUUGUUUAUAAUAUAUAAAAAAAGAGUCGAUCAAAUGAGUAUUUUAGUAGUAUUCGAAUA